AUGUCACCCUUCAACACUUUCACUGUCGCUUCUGCUGCUACCCCGACAAUAGUUUCCACUGCUCUCUCUCACUUCCUCGAUAAUAAACAUCUAGAAAACACACCAAAGGCCAAUCUCUCGUACCACGGGGGUGUAGAGCUUGUCCGAAAGUUUUUGGUCUACGCAUCUCAACACACCGUCGAGCAGCUACAAGCCUUCACCUCGCAGUACGUCCCGCACCCUAUUUGGGUGCACACUGAGGAUGAAUCUAUUCCUGCCGAGUUCUUGGAAAAGUCUGCCGCACACGUCGUUGAACACCUUGGCCCGGAUGGCGUCGAGAAGGUCGGGGGCGAGCAAUGGUGGAAAUGGGCGCCGAAGGAGUUGACUGCUGAAUGGGUAGAGAUGAGGAAAGACUGGUGGGCCCGAACUAGGCACCCGGAAACCCUACCGAGAACUAUGUUCUAUGUUCAUGGAGGCGGUUACUUUUUCGGGAGUGUCGAUGAACAUAGGUAUCAACUACAGAGACACGCCCGGAAGCUCAAGGCUAGAGUAUUUGCACCACGGUACCGGCUUGCUCCGCAGUUCCCGUUUCCAUGUGCAAUCUAUGAUGUUCUCGCAUGUUAUAUCUAUUUGAUAUCAAUACAGAGCCCCGAAACAAUCAUCCUAGCUGGUGAUUCGGCCGGCGGAGGGAUGGUACUAUCUCUCUUGGUGAUCCUUCGGGAUCAGGGACUCCCAAUGCCUGCCGGGGCUGUAUUGAUUAGUCCUUGGGUAGAUCUUUGCCACAGCUUCCCUAGCAUCGUCGCGGGAAAUGAACAUGAUUUCAUGCCACCCCACGGAUUCUUUCACAAGCCUUCACAGGCUUGGCCGCCCCCAACCGAAGAAGAUGUCGAUGCUUCAACGGAUCCAGAGAAACCACCAAUAAUCACCGUUCACAAAAAAACCGUAACAAUAGCCGGAAGCCUGGUAACCCUCAAGGACCAAAUCCACAUGUACACCACAAACGACCUAAUGGACCACCCCCUCGUCUCCCCAGUCCUACAGAGCACCCUCGGCGGCCUCCCGCCACUACUAAUAAUAUCUGGCGGCGGCGAGAUCCUAAGAGACGAGCAAAUCUACAUAGCGCACAAAGCCGCAAAUCCCGACAAGUACCCAACCUGGCCCGGUCAUUUGGCCAAAGACCCAUCGGGGCGCCAGCAAGCAGCGCUGGGGAAAAAUUACCCCCCGACAAGAGUUUGGCUGCAAGUCUACGAUGGCUGUUGCCACGUCACGCCCACACUUUCCUUCACCCGUCCUGCAAAACUGAUGUUCCGCGUGAUAGCGCACUUUGGUGCAUGGGCGCUGUCGAACGCGACGAACACGAGCAUAGAAGUCGAUGAGGACGACGACAUCUCCGUGAUCUCCACGGACGAGAACAGCGCCGUCCCCCCGGGCCACCACAGGUUGCGCCAGACUGGCACAAUCAAAGAGUCCAAUUCCCAGAGCGUGCCCCCGUUUGAGGACAACAUGAUUAGACAACAGAUCGACCACCAGGGCCGCAUUUUCGAAUUGCCCCCCGUACAGGAACUCCCCGGGAUGCAGCUGGCGCCCGACCAGAUCGGUGUUGUUAAGCCGGAGCCAGUGCGCAGGUGGCUGGAAGCGAAGGCUUGGUCGGAUGCUAAAUUCUCGAAGACCAGGAAGAAGGUUGAGAAGAAGCGCGCGAAGGAGGUCUGCAAGGGGGCGGCCGCUGCUGCCGGUGGCGGCAUCGGCGGGUCGAGUCUUGGAUUAAGGUUUUGGAGCUCGAUGGGGUAUAGCCAUGAUGAGAAGACGAUGGCGAGAGAAGAAAAGGCAGAAGCGAAAGUGGAGGCGGCUGAGAGUGCACAACGCUCCUCCGGCACUAUUUACAGCAAAGAUGGGUAA
Molecule: messenger RNA, 1875 nt
Organism: Tuber melanosporum (Perigord truffle)
Lineage: Eukaryota; Fungi; Ascomycota; Pezizomycetes; Pezizales; Tuberaceae
Exons: 8
Coding region: 1-1875 (624 amino acids)
Molecular function (GO): hydrolase activity
Source: RefSeq, a predicted model, not a curated record